AUGCCCACCAUCUUUGGCAACCUGCACCAGGCUCUUUUCCGUCAAGGAAUCGCAAAAACCGUCCCUCCUUCGCCCGCAGGCACACUACCCGCUUCGGUCGUCUUCAGGGCACCCACUUCCAGUCCCGCCUUCAACACCGAGCGUGCCGCUGCCGGUCUCUCGCUCGACCAUCGACCCCAAAAGGUCAGCACCAAUGGAGGGCUAGACGCAUACUUUGAACACCUCCAGAACCAGCAUGCUGCCGGGGAGGCUGGCGAGGUCGCAGAAGAAGAAUGGACGCAGUUUGAGUUCCAGAAGCAGAUCGAAUGGAAGCCCUCGCCAGCUUCCAUCCUCGUUGGCGAUGCCAGGCAGCUAGCCAGCGAGGAGCAGCUCGAGGCCGAGGCCCACGCACAGGAUGCAGAUGUCCCGUCAGUCCCGCGUGAGGCCGAGGCAGCCCUUGCUCACAUCAACGCUGCCAUCGAGAAGGAGAUUGAGAUCAGGGAGCGCCAAGAGGCUCUUGAAGAGGCCGUGGCCGAAUCAGUCCGGACCGGGACACCCAUCGAUCCGGCCCUACUCGAACGCGCUCUGACGCCUGAAAUCGAGCGCUCCUACACCCCGGCGAGCAUCGCACGCUCAGCGACGCCCCCGAUCGACCCUCAGUCCCAAACCUAUGCUGACCACCUGACCAAGCUGUCGCAAGAUGGUCGCUGGGCUGAGAUUCCCGCCGUCUUCGAGGCUAUGCUUGUUGCCGGUGUGAGGCCCAUCGCCGGGGCCUACAAUGCGCUGCUCAUGUCGCGCAUUCAGCUGACCACCGAGAAGAACGAAAUCGUCUCCAAGGUUCGCGAGGUUUAUACUCACAUGCUCCAGCAGAAGGCGAUUCCCGACAGUGAUACGUACAACAUCCUCGUCGGAUUCCUUGCCUCGCGUUCUCUCGAGGUGGCUUCGUUGAAGAAGGACCUCGAGGACAAACGCGUUCGCUUCGGUGGCAUGGACGAGCCUGGCAAGUUCAUGUUCGCUUCUCAGGAGUUCGAUCACGCCAUUCUGUCCGAGGACGACCCUCUGGACUGGGCCAUGAAGAUGUUUGAGACAUCGGUCACCACGUACCGCGCUGCGUACUCUGCCGAAUCUUACUACCAGCUCAUCACCGCCUGUGCUCGCGCCGGACGAUGCUCCGAGAUGCUUCGUCUCUAUGAGCACAUGGAGUUGAACCGAGUCGUGCCCUACGCCGCCAUGUUCCCCGCCAUGAUCACUUCGUUUGCUGCUACUGGCGAUCUCAUCAGCGCUGUCGAGGUGUACGACGAGUACCGUGCGCUUGCCAUCGCCGACGACAACGGCGACGCUUCUCUUCAGGACCGCAUGGACUCGCACAUUUACGCCGCCGUCAUCGACGCCUACGUUAUCUCCGACAAGGUCGAGGGCGCCAUGAAGUUUUACGAGAAGAUCAUUCAAGAGUAUGGUGUCCGCGCCGCGGACAUCAAGGAUGCUCUUGUCAGUUCUGGCUUUGUCCAGGCUUUUGUCGAGCGCGGCAUCUUCCAGGACGCUCUCCAGUGGGCCCAGCUCAUUGAGGGCGAAAGCAGUGUCGACAGGUUGAGCGCCAUGAACAAUGUCGCCACCCGUGCUGCCGACAGCGGUGACAAGUACACUGCCAUGACCGCGUUUGCCAAUGUACCUCUCAACUAUCCCGAAACUGCCACCUCGGCCAUGGCACUUUUGGCCAUGAGCGUCCGCCAGGGUGACGUCGCAGCUGCCGCUAGGUACUGGCACGUCCUCAGUGCCCCCGAGAUGCAGGUGACUCCGGCGUUUAUUGAUCCAGCUGCCAUGUUUGCGGUUGCCAUGAUCGGCUCGGGCCAGGUUGCUGAAGGACUGGCCCAGUCCGAGUUUAUGUUCCAGAGGAUUCGCGCCGUCAGCCCUCAGAGCGCCGAGGAGAUUGAGGAGGGUCUUGACUUCAUCCACCGCUUCAUGGCUGUGCGAGGUGUCGUCGACCCCCGUGAGAUGGCGUCGCAGGUCUCGAGCGGUCCUCAGCAGGCCUUCACCAACUCUCCCUACGGAUCCACGGCUACCGUUUCCAGCUUCGAGGACACCUUUGACCCCUAUGCCCACAACACCGACUUCAAGGGUUCGUCCCUGAUCUCUGAUGAGCUCGAGGGCAGCCACGGCCGCAAGGGCCCCCGCCUGAACGAAGCUCUGUCUCGUUUCCGCAACAUGCGCCGGGCGGGCCGCCACCCUCGCUACAUCACGUACGCCAAGCUUAUUUCGGCUGCUGCGCGCGACGGCAAGAUGGAUCUGUGCCACGACAUUCUCGCCAUGGCGCGCACCGACGUUCCCAUGCUGCCUCAGUACGCAGUGGUCCGUUACGGAUGGUCCUCGAUUCUUGAUGCCAUGGUUGGUGCCUGUCUCACCAUGGGCAACCGCCAUAUGGCAGAGCAGUUCCACCAGGAACUGCUCGAGAUGGGCUCGACGCCGUCUGCUAACACCUUCGGUCUGUACAUCACGACGCUCAAGGAAUCCACCAAGACGUUCGACGAGGCCACCGAGGCUGUCAAGAUUUUCCACCGCGCCAAGGCUGAGGGUGUUGAGCCCAGCUCAUUCCUCUACAACGCUCUCAUCGGCAAGCUCGGCAAGGCUCGCCGGAUUGACGACUGUCUGUUCUAUUUCGCCGAGAUGCGUGCACUCGACAUCAAGCCCACCUCAGUCACGUACGCUCUUUCGAUGAAAUGGGAGGCGAUGCCCAACUACAAGGCGCGCCCUGCGCCCUACAACAGUAUGAUGCAGUUCUUCCUGACCACCAAGCGUGACAAGUCCAAGGUUCUCGCCUACUACGAGCGCAUGGUCGCCAGGGGCAUCAUGCCCACGGCACACACCAACAAGCUCCUUGUCGACACCCACGCCACGCUGGAGCCUGUCGACAUGGAUGCUGCUGAGAAGGUACUCGAGACCAUCCGCGCUUCCGGGCAGAAGCCCGAGCCCGUGCACUACGCCUCUCUGAUUCACGCACGCGGUUGCGUGCUCCAUGAUAUGGAGGGCGCCCGCAAGGUGUUUGAUGACGUUGUCAAGGAUCACUCUAUGCCGGUCAAUGCCAGUUUGUUCCAAGCACUCUUUGAAGCCAUGGUCGCCAACCACCGUGUUGCCGACACGGAGCCCAUCCUGGGUCUAAUGCGCCGUCGUGGCAUUGAGCUGACGCCCUAUAUUGCCAACACUCUGAUCCACGGCUGGGCUGCUGAGAAGAACAUCGAUCGGGCGUACGCCAUCUACAAUGCUGUCGGCCACAGCAAGCGCGAGCCUAGCACAUAUGAGGCGAUGACGCGAGCGUUCCUUGCCACAGAGGAGCGCGAGAAGGCCAAGAUUGUGGUUGGUGAGAUGCUGUCGCGGGGCUACCCCAGUGCCGUGGUCAACAAGGUGCUGGAGCUGCUUGGCGGCGGUGGUGGUGAGGAGGGCGCAGUUGUUGCGUAA
Verticillium alfalfae VaMs.102 is the source of this 3429-nucleotide messenger RNA. Its product is annotated as pentatricopeptide repeat protein. NCBI's taxonomy places the organism in Eukaryota, Fungi, Ascomycota, Sordariomycetes, Glomerellales, Plectosphaerellaceae. The record is from RefSeq and is a predicted model, not a curated record. The transcript has 3 exons. Gene Ontology annotation, molecular function: protein binding. The coding region runs from base 1 to 3429 and encodes 1142 amino acids.